Talaromyces amestolkiae is the source of this 672-nucleotide messenger RNA. RefSeq lists its product as uncharacterized. The coding region runs from base 1 to 672 and encodes 223 amino acids. The transcript has a single exon. NCBI's taxonomy places the organism in Eukaryota, Fungi, Ascomycota, Eurotiomycetes, Eurotiales, Trichocomaceae. The record is from RefSeq and is a predicted model, not a curated record.
AUGAAGCUCAACACAGUUCUUGCCUGGAGUGGCAUCUUCGCUUCCGCGCUAUCCGCUCCGGGAGCAGCUUUCUCCUCUACAGUCUUGACAACUACAACGUCCACCGUGACCACCGGCUCAGCCAGUACAGCAUACACAUUUUUAUCGGGCAAUCCUCCAUCAUCAACACCUUCUCCAACGGCAGCCGCUGCAAAGCAUAAGCGUGCAGAAGAGCACAAAGGUCACCCAACGGUUACUAGCACCAUCACUGAAUUUACCACCAUCGCGGCCCCUGCUACAACCAGCACUCUUUACCCCUGUGCCAGUCCCUUCCCAUCUCUGACACCCACAUUGCCAUACGGCGACGCCACGCUUCCAAGCAACUUUACAACCGAGAAUAGUCUUUUCUAUGUGUCGAGCACGACCGAGGGUGCCUCUGCCCAAGCCUGCUGCAAUGCGUGCUUCUUUGAGCUGGCCAAUUGUAUCCAGGCAUAUUGGUAUAGCUACGAAGGAUGUGUUGUGUCGCUGGCCACCAACUCUUCGCUCGCGGGAUCAGCGUCCGGGGAGCAAGUCAGCACGGCUUGUCCGGCAGGUAUCUUCAACGGAUUGACCUAUGAACAAGACACGGAUCCUGCAUUCAGAAGCACAGGAAACAUCGUGGGGCCCUGUGGUCAGACUUAUAACGAUCUUUGA